Molecule: messenger RNA, 746 nt
Organism: Leopardus geoffroyi (Geoffroy's cat)
Lineage: Eukaryota; Metazoa; Chordata; Mammalia; Carnivora; Felidae
Product: cytochrome c oxidase subunit 5A, mitochondrial-like
Exons: 1
Coding region: 135-470 (111 amino acids)
Biological process (GO): mitochondrial electron transport, cytochrome c to oxygen
Cellular component (GO): mitochondrial inner membrane
Source: RefSeq, a predicted model, not a curated record
CUGACUAGGCCAUCCAGGCACCCCUUUAUAAAUUAAAAAAAAAAUUUUUUUUACUAAAUUUUUGAUAUAUUAAAAACUUUUGGCUUGGACUGUAUGCUGUCAUCAUCAGGGUCGGUGCUGUUCUCUGCUCCUGCAUGGUAGCAGCAGCUGUAGCUGCCCUUCCCAGCCCUGGAGGCCUCCUGUACCCUGCCGUGGGCCCCUGGGCCCCUGGGCCCCUGGGCCCCCUGGUCCUCUGGCCUUGCUGCCUUAGCUGCUACUCCCAUGGGUCACAGGGGACAGAUAAGGAGUUUGAUGCUUGCUGGGUGACAUACUUCAUCAAGCCGGAUAUUGAUGCCUGGGAAUUGUGUAAAGGGAUGAACAUGCUUGUUGGCUGUGAUCUGGUUCCAGAACCCAAAGUCAUUGAUAAUGCUUUGCUGACGUGCAGGUGGUUAAAUUUUUGCUAUUGCAGUUUGCAUCCUGCAGAUUGUUAAGGACAAAGCAGGACCUCAUAAGGAAAUCUACCUCUGUGUCAUCCAGAAACUUAGGCUAACUUUAAAUGAACUGGGAAUCUCCACUCCAGAGGAAUUAGGCAAAGUGUAAACCUCAUGGAUGGGCUUCUCAGCAAUGCUCACGAUGCUACUUGAGUGUAAACAAUCACCUGGAGAUACUGAUGAUAAAGUUUUACCUUAUUUGAACACGUUUUCCUUUAUUGAAUACCAAACCAUGUAGUGGUAACUUGGACUUUAAUAAAAGGGAAGACUUUGAAC